ACCAACCCUAGAUGAGACAACCAGCAUGCCAUGAUCCCUGUCAUCAUUCUUACAGUACUCAACAUAUUACUAUAAUAACGCAUAAUUACAUAUGUCUUCUCUUUCAUCCAAAUCCUAGAGCUAUAACCCCAACCCUUGUGAUCUCGAACUCUCAUGGACUCAUCCUCAGUGUCCCAACCUAUCCAAACACAAACUUUCCAAGAAAACAAAAAGAAAACCAUGAGAAAAGGUAACAAAAAUGGAAAAAGAUUUCUGGGAGUGAGACAAAGACCAUCAGGAAGAUGGGUGGCUGAAAUCAAGGACUCCUCGCAGAAGCUGAGGCUGUGGCUCGGGACUUUCGAUCAGGCGGAGGAGGCGGCGUUGGCGUACGAUAAGGCUGCUAGGCUCCUAAGAGGCAGGAAUGCAAAAACCAACUUUCCCUCAUGUCACAUGUUGAACACACAUGAAGAAAACUGCAGCAUAUUGAGAAAAAAUCCAAGGCUUUAUCAGCUCCUUCAGCAUGCAAUCAUGAAGAACCAUGCAAGAUCCUCGUCUCUAAAUAGAGCGAAGAUUAAUCCGUGGGAUCGAAACCAAAUUAGAGGAAUCGAUUUUGAUAUACUUGUCGAAGAAACUAUAGUUUGUUCUUCGAGUGGUGCUGCUUCUACUUCAGGUCAAUAUCAAGGUGAUCACGAUGAGGAUAGGAAUAAUAAGCUUUGUGCACUUUCAUUUGGUAGUUGUAAAGUUUAUUCUUCUGUGGUUGUAGCUCCUUCUUUCAGUGCUUCUUCUCAGUGCCAACAGGCGCAUGAUGAAGAAGAAAAAGGUUAUCAAGAGGCCUAAUUAAUAGUCUCUUAAUUUGUUAUAUGCAAAUUUGGGUGGU
Messenger RNA from Pyrus x bretschneideri (Chinese white pear), 856 nucleotides. Its product is annotated as ethylene-responsive transcription factor RAP2-11-like. The transcript has a single exon. Lineage: Eukaryota; Viridiplantae; Streptophyta; Magnoliopsida; Rosales; Rosaceae. Bases 154 to 816 code for a protein of 220 amino acids. Gene Ontology annotation, biological process: regulation of DNA-templated transcription. The record is from RefSeq and is a predicted model, not a curated record. Gene Ontology annotation, molecular function: DNA binding; DNA-binding transcription factor activity.